Messenger RNA from Saccostrea echinata, 894 nucleotides. RefSeq lists its product as uncharacterized. The coding region runs from base 1 to 894 and encodes 297 amino acids. The transcript has a single exon. The record is from RefSeq and is a predicted model, not a curated record. NCBI's taxonomy places the organism in Eukaryota, Metazoa, Mollusca, Bivalvia, Ostreida, Ostreidae.
AUGGGAAGAAAAGAAAAGAAGAAUAGAGAGUUGUUAUUUAUACAUGACAAGAUGUAUAGUAUUAUUCCAGACAUACCGACAGCAAAAGGAUUUCAAGAGAAGGAAAAGAUCCCCAGUAUUCAAAGGCAAAAACCACUUCCGCUUAAGGCCUCAGGCAAAAGUUAUGAAGUUUUGCCUCAGGCAGGAGAUAUUUUACCAACUUCUCUUUGCUCCGAUACCGCUAGACCUUACCCAGGCAUCGACACUAACAUCAUGUCUGAACCUAAAACCAAGAAGUUGAAGGCUCCCCUUGCUUGUCUCGAUACGGAGAGAAUAAGGGAAAAAAUUGACAAAGCCGAAAAGAAGAGCAAAAAAGCGAAAAAGAAAACGGCUAAGCCUCCUCCAAAGGAAUUCUAUCUACAAAUAAAUGAUUCCAAUAAACAACACGAAAACACAUUGUAUCAGAUGCACGUUCCUCAGCCUCCAUCCAGUCCAAUAGAUCCGACAAAACCAAGAAGAAUUGUCAAAAUUCGGCAGUCGACCUCGUGCCGUGUUCUAGACAUUGGACAGUACAAGGGUUUUAUGAACUCAGUUAAAUUACAGCAAAAUGUACACUACAGUAAAGAAUAUAUGCAUCCUGACCAAUGCGUCACGUAUUUGAAUCAUGAGCAAUAUAUGGAGCAUGCAAACCCAGCUGAAUAUGCUGUAUACAAGGAUCCCAAUCCAGUCAUCGGAUUUAUGAACCCAGGCAAGUACAAUGGAUGUCCGUCUCCAACUGAUUACGCGGAGUUCAUGGAUUCCAAUCUAGUAAUGGAACAAAUAAAUGCAUUUCCUUACUGUGGAUGCUCGCCUCCAACUGAAUUCGCUGGAUACAGAAACCCCAAACAAUCCAUCGGAUACUUGAAUCCAAAUUAA